Messenger RNA from Linum tenue, 1196 nucleotides. The record is from the annotation of a GenBank genome assembly. Lineage: Eukaryota; Viridiplantae; Streptophyta; Magnoliopsida; Malpighiales; Linaceae.
GCCUACCUUCUCAAUCUUACAUACACGUACACAGCAAACAAAGAAAGUAUCACAAACCUAGCCCCCAUUCUGUUUCUUCGUGAAACAAGGGUUAAUGCUAACAGUCGAGUGAGAGAACAUCACGAAGCCUUUAGAUUACCUUCGUCUCUCUCCGUCUUCUUCAUCCACGCCACAACAAUUCAAUCCAGACAAACAGAGAAAGAGAUGGAGAAAAGGGUUCUGGACUACACAUUGGUACCUCUGGGGCUGGUAAUGAUGGUGUCAUACCACAUCUGGCUGCUCUGCCAAAUCCUAAACCAUCCUUCCCAAACCAUUGUUGGCAUCAACGCCAUUAAUCGCCGCUUCUGGGUUCGCGCCAUGAUGGAUGAUCCUUCUAGGAAUGGAGUUCUCGCAGUCCAGACGCUCCGCAACAACAUAAUGGCAUCAACACUUUUGGCCUCCACGGCGAUCAUGCUCAGCUCCUUGAUCGCCAUGCUGAUGGGCAGCAGCACAUUGGACAAAUCCCGUCUGGUUUUGGUGCUGAUGGGAGACGCCAGCGAUGAAGCUCUCUCCCUCAAGUUCUUCUCCAUACUGCUCUGCUUCCUCCUCGCUUUUCUGCUCACUGUACAGUCCAUCAGGUACUAUAGCCAUGCGAGCCUCCUCAUUAACGUCCCUCUCAAGGACAUGAAGACUGGAGGCAGCCAUCUUACCGUGGACUACGUGGCCAGGUCUGUGAAUAGAGGUGGCUACUUCUGGUCAUUGGGACUGCGUGCCUUCUACUUCUCACUGCCUUUGUUGCUUUGGCUCUUUGGCCCUGUUCCCAUGUUCUUGCUCUGCUUUGUGCUCGUCUCCAUGCUCUACUUCCUGGACGUUACCUUGGAGGAUCCUGGUGCCACCUCAGCCGGAGAUGGUGAGGAUGGAGGCCAUGUUCUUAUGAACCACCAGGACCCCGAUCAUUGUCAGCUCACCACCUCCCAACACCGAGUUUGAUUUGAAAUAAUAGUAGCCACCUGCACUUCACAGUAUCAACUAGUCUUAGUACUAGUAGUAGCAGCAGUAGCGUCACAACUAUAGAACAUAAAAGAAUUAGAGUGCACUCUUCCAAGCAUGAUAAGAAACUCGGCACUUUAGAGACGAUAACACAACUGGACAGCUGGAUAUACAGUACUAUAGUUUUCUAGGGUAAAUGCGACAUUAGCAUAUUAUCUUUGUUCGAC